Molecule: messenger RNA, 819 nt
Organism: Onychomys torridus (southern grasshopper mouse)
Lineage: Eukaryota; Metazoa; Chordata; Mammalia; Rodentia; Cricetidae
Product: killer cell lectin-like receptor 4
Exons: 6
Coding region: 1-819 (272 amino acids)
Source: RefSeq, a predicted model, not a curated record
AUGAGUGACGAGGAGAUCACUUACACAACUGUGAGUUUCCAUAAGUCUUCAGACUUGCAGAAUCGAGAAAGGGCUGAUGAGACCCAAGGGCCCAGAGAAGCUGGCCACGGAGAGAGUUCAGUUCCGUGGCAACUCAUUGCAAUACCUCUGGGAAUCCUUUGUUCCAUUCUGCUGGUGACAGUUGCAGUGUUGGUGACACACAUUUUUCAGUAUGUUCAAGAAAAACAUGAAUUGCAGAAAACUCUAAAUAAUCUCCAUCAAAAUACCAGCAUUAUGCAAAAUGACAAGUACUUAAAAGAAGAAACGUUGAAAAACAAGUCUAUAGAUUAUGAUGCCCUAAAACUUGAUCAGCAAACACUAAGAACACUGAACAGAUGCUACCAGGAAACUAAAUUUGUUUUAGAUUGCAAACGGCACAGAGGAAAACAUGUUGAAGGACACUGGUUCUGCUGUGGCAUAAAAUGUUAUUUCAUCAUGGGCAAUAAACACUGGGAUGAAUGUGAACAGACCUGCAGGGACUGCAGCUUAUCACUAUUGACGAUAGAUGAUGAUGAUGAACUGAAAUUCCUUCAGCUCCAAAUUAAGCCGAACAAUUACUGGAUUGGAUUAUCAUAUGACACAAGAAGAAGCAAAUGGCAAUGGAUUGACAAUAGCCCAUCUAAACUUGACUUGAACACAGUGAAAUUGAAUCAUAAUACUGGAAGAUGUGCAUUUUUAUCUAGAACAAGACUAGAUAAUGAUAACUGUAAUCAACUCUACCCCUGUAUCUGUGAGAAGAGACUGGAUAAAUUCCCUGGUUCAUACUGCAGCAAGAGCUAA